AUGGCGCCAGACGUGAUCGAGCUCAGCGAUGGCAGCGACGAUGACAGCGGGUUCGCUGAAUUCGCGCGAGGUGGGGCGAGUCGAGCGGUCUCAACGAGCGUACCAGCAGCCAGAUCGGCCAAACGAGCUUUCGACCUCGCUACCUCCGACGACCUCCCGCCUCCGACCGCCUUGUUCGGCGCCAGUUCGCGCGCAAAUGGUCUGGUGGGAGGUCAGGCGAUGGGAAGGAGUGCCAGCAUGACGGCUGGGACGGGCAGGAUCGCGCAGAGCGUUCCCCUCCAGCGCGCUCACACACUCGCACAGAUGAGCGAUCUCGACCCCAUCCUUACCUCCUCCUCGCCGCAUCCCAUGCGCAACAACUUCGGCCUCCUCUCCUCUCCAGCCCUUCCUCCACCCGCUCGUCCCGCUCAAGACAUCAUCGACAUUGACGACAUCGACGCCGAUGAGCAACUGCGGCUGUGGAACGAGCUGUCGCAAAGCGCGAAAGCGAGUGCUGCCCCGUUCAUGACGGACAGGGAAAAAGGGAAGGGGAAGGUGCAGGCCCUCGUGCAGGAAGAGGAGGACUUGUGGGCGGACAUCUUGGCGAGUCCUGCGACGGAUGUGAAAGGGAAGGGCAAGAAGGGAAAGGGGAAAGGGAAGGAGAAGGAGCGUUCGCCGGACGAAGGACCCGCUCGUAAGCGGUCGCUGAGUGCAGCGGUGGGCGAGGAAGACGGGAUUGCGGCUGCGCGAAAGGGCAAGACCUCGCGACUUUCCGCCGACGCCGCUCCUCCAGCUCGUGCAACGUCCGCUGCUUCCACCUCGACGUCGGCUUCGACCGCCGGCCUAUCGAAGACCGCGCUUAAAAAGCUCGAGACUGCCGACCGCAUGCGCUUGCGCGAGGCCAACACUCUGCGAGCUGGCGACAAGAAGGUCACGACUGCCGAGCUCACCGUCCACAUCUCCGGUACUGCCUUCGCAAAUCCCGACGACGACUCGUCCAGCGAAGAUUCGGACGACUUGUAUGGCGACGGCGGGCGGAAGAAGAAGGGCAAGACGGCGAGACAGAAGUCGAAGCCGUCGCCUUGGCUCGAGAUCACCCGCGACGUCCAGGAACGGCUCAAGCAGUACGACUGUGAUGUCGAAUGUCCCGAGUCACCGAGGCAGGAUCUUGGAUGCGAGGGAGCGGUGAGGUGGACGAGGUUGUGCGACAGGAUGUGGAGCGAGGAGCGCAGGAUGUACGUCCCGCUCAAGGACAAGGAGCGGAUCGUGGUCGAGGAGGAUUCGCGCUUGAUUUUUUUGACCGCCCUCGACCUGUCCCGCCACAUCGCCAACUCUACCCUCUCUACCCAUAUCUCGACCAUCCAGUCCCGCCUUCCGCCUCACGUCAACCUCUUCAUCAUGCUCUUCGGCCUCAACACGCUCUACCGCGACAUGGAGCGAGCGAGGCAGGAGGCGUACCGCAAUUCGAUUCGUGCGGGACAAGCGGAGGGAGCGGAUGCACCAACGAAGGGUGUCAAGCCUGCUGGGAUCGGCGAGGAUCAACCGAGUCGGGAUGAUUUGGAGCUGGAGCUGAUGAGGGUACAGGUCAAGUCCCGCUGCAUGAUCGUCAGCGUCGACAAGGUCGCCGAAGCGGUCGACUGGUUCGAGCAGCUCACGUUCGACAUCGGCCAGAAGCCGUAUCAACGUCUCAAGCACUCGCACAUCUCGAUCCUCGGCACGUCAGAAGACAAAGUCGUCUCAGGCAAGGACCUGCAAGACACGUACAUCCGCAUGCUCGCCUCGCUCCCCAAAGUCACCGAGUCGGUCGCCAAGGGGAUUGUCGCCGAGUAUCCGACGCUGAGGGCGCUGUACGAGAGUUGGGAUCGGUGUCCGAGCGAGAGGGACAAGAAGGAGAUGCUCGUCGGAAUUGGGAAAGGGCGCAACCUUGACGGCACAGCGACGAACCGCGCAAUCGGCAAAGACCUGUCCGCCUUCAUCUACAAGGUCUUCAACUCCCGCGAUCCGACCAUGUUCCUCUAG
Molecule: messenger RNA, 1998 nt
Organism: Rhodotorula toruloides NP11
Lineage: Eukaryota; Fungi; Basidiomycota; Microbotryomycetes; Sporidiobolales; Sporidiobolaceae
Product: ERCC4 domain containing protein
Exons: 9
Coding region: 1-1998 (665 amino acids)
Biological process (GO): mitotic intra-S DNA damage checkpoint signaling; double-strand break repair; replication fork processing
Cellular component (GO): Holliday junction resolvase complex; nucleus
Source: RefSeq, a predicted model, not a curated record